CACUCUCAUCAUCAACAAAGAAUCAUUUCAUCUAUUUACCAACUUAGAAGAAAUUAAUCAAGAAAUUAAGAUGACCAAGGAUGUAGAGGUCGGCGGCCACGACUACGGCGCCAAGGACUACCAAGACCCGCCUCCGGCGCCGCUCAUCGACAUGGAGGAGCUGGGCAAAUGGUCACUGUACAGAGCCGCCAUCGCCGAAUUCAUCGCCACCCUCCUCUUCCUCUACGUCACCGUCCUCACCGUCAUCGGCUACAAGAGCCAGAGCGCCGUCGACCAGUGUGGCGGCGUGGGCAUCCUGGGCAUCGCCUGGGCCUUCGGCGGCAUGAUCUUCGUCCUCGUCUACUGCACCGCAGGCAUUUCAGGGGGCCACAUCAACCCGGCCGUCACGUUCGGGCUGCUCCUGGCCCGGAAGGUGUCGUUGGUUCGGGCCGUGCUCUACAUUGUGGCGCAGUGCUUGGGAGCCAUCUGCGGCUGCGGCCUCGUCAAGGCUUUCCAGAAGUCCUACUACGUCCAGUACGGCGGCGGCGCCAACCAGCUCAGCGACGGCUACAGCACCGGCACCGGUGUGGCCGCCGAGAUCAUCGGCACAUUCGUCCUCGUCUACACCGUCUUCUCCGCCACUGACCCCAAGAGAAAUGCCAGAGACUCCCACGUCCCUGUUUUGGCGCCGCUUCCAAUUGGAUUCGCGGUGUUCAUGGUUCACUUGGCCACAAUCCCGGUCACUGGCACGGGCAUCAACCCUGCCCGGAGCUUCGGAGCGGCGGUGAUUUACGGCAAAGACGAGGCAUGGGACGACCAGUGGAUUUUCUGGGUGGGACCGUUUGUGGGGGCAGCCAUUGCUGCGAUCUACCACCAGUUCGUGUUGAGGGCAGGAGCGGUCAAAGCUCUGGGAUCAUUCCGAAGCUCUUCCUACAAUUAAGGACUCGGACUCGGACUCUUUUGUUUAGUGUGUGCAAAUAUUUUGUGUGCUACUUUAAUUUGGCACUUAUUUUAAAAAAAGAGUGCCGUCUUUUUUUUCUUUUUUUUUUGGUUAUGGUUUCUCCUCUUUCCUACUUAAGCACUAAAUAUAGUGCUUUAUGCAUAAAGUAAUAAAAUUUGCUAUUUCACCCA
This is a messenger RNA of Salvia hispanica, 1110 nucleotides long. Its product is annotated as putative aquaporin PIP2-5. Gene Ontology annotation, cellular component: membrane. Gene Ontology annotation, biological process: transmembrane transport. The record is from RefSeq and is a predicted model, not a curated record. Gene Ontology annotation, molecular function: channel activity. NCBI's taxonomy places the organism in Eukaryota, Viridiplantae, Streptophyta, Magnoliopsida, Lamiales, Lamiaceae.